Penicillium longicatenatum is the source of this 699-nucleotide messenger RNA. Its product is annotated as tryptophan--tRNA ligase MSW1. Gene Ontology annotation, molecular function: tryptophan-tRNA ligase activity; ATP binding. Bases 1 to 699 code for a protein of 232 amino acids. Gene Ontology annotation, biological process: mitochondrial tryptophanyl-tRNA aminoacylation. The transcript has 4 exons. The record is from RefSeq and is a predicted model, not a curated record. Gene Ontology annotation, cellular component: mitochondrial matrix; mitochondrion. Lineage: Eukaryota; Fungi; Ascomycota; Eurotiomycetes; Eurotiales; Aspergillaceae.
AUGACCCAGUGGAAGAGCAAGCUUCAAUUGCCUGAGAAUAUAACCCUGGAGCAUUCGGAAGCCCGGGCCCAGCUGCGUCUGGGACUUUUCUCAUACCCUGUCCUUCAAGCGGCCGAUAUUCUUGUCCAUAAAGCCACUCAUGUGCCAGUUGGUGAAGAUCAACGACAACACCUGGAGUUUUCCAGAUAUACUGCGAAUAGCUUCAACCAUCUCUAUGGGCCCAUCUUUCCCGUCCCAGAGGCCCUGAUCUCUCCCGCCAAACGCGUCAUGUCACUUAAGGAGCCUACUGCCAAAAUGUCCAAAUCCCAUACGGAUGAGCGGUCCCGUAUUCUGCUGACCGAUUCUCCCUCGGAGAUUCAGAAAAAGGUCAAGGUUGCUCUGACGGAUUCGGAGCCGAUGGUCACCUAUGAACCCGCCCGUCGACCCGGGGUCUCCAACUUGAUUGAGAUCCUUAGCCAUUUCGAAGGGGUGCCAUGCGCCACCCUCGCUGCAGAGUUUCAGUCCGCCAGUCUCCGCGCGUUAAAGGAGCACGUUGCGAGUCGGAUCGCGCAUCAUCUCCAAGAAAUUCGAGCACGAUACAUUGAGAUCAUGGAGGAUCAGAGCGGGUACCUGGACACGGUUGCCCAGCAAGGGGCGGAGGUAGCUCAGGCCAAUGCGAACGAGACCAUGCGAGAGGUCCGGGAUGUUAUGGGUCUAUGA